GCCAACAAGGAGCCCGCGAAAAAGCGCCUCGCGACCAUGCGCUGCUGGGUCGCGCUGGCCCUCGCCGCCGCCGUCAAGGCCGCGGCGGAUUCGCGAGACGUCGAGCUGCUCGGCGACGGAUCCAUUGCCGUCCCGACCCUCGGCGUCCUCCACGCCGAAUGGCUUCGCGAACGUUGCAAGCACGUCACGUCCGUGGACCCGAUCACGCGCCAGCGGCUCCUGAACCCGCACGAGUACGCGCCGCCCGUCGUGACGAACGCGACUUUGGCGGGCGCGGCGGGCGCCGAGGUGCUCCGCGUGUCGUUCCGCGACGGCCACGAGUCCGAGUUCUCCGUGCCGCUCCUGCGGACGAUGAUGGGCGCGUCCGUGAGCGGCUUCGUCCAGUUCGACGAGGCCCUGCGGCCGGCGCAGCUGCUCUGGAACGCGACGCUCGGCGGGCCGCCCCUCUUCGCCUUCGCGGAGGUCGCGGCGGAGGCGUCCGACGCGUACGUCGCCGACGAGCGGCGGCGGCUCUACGGCGUGCUCCAGUCCGCGGGCGUCGCCGUCGUCCGCGGCGCGCCCACGGAGGAGGGCGUCUGCAGCGCCCUCGCCUCCGACCUGAGCACGCUGCGCACGACGGAGUGGGGCGAGCAGUUCAACGUCCGGAGCGAGCCCGACCUGCUGCAGGCGAGCGGCGCCAAGUUCGACCUGGCCUACACGGCCAAGGCCAUCGGCCAGCACACGGACAACCCCUACCGCUACCCGACGCCCGACUUCCAGCUGCUCCACGCCAUCGAGCAGUGCUCCUGCGAGCAGGACCACGGCGUGCCCGCGCCCUGCGACGGGUGCACGGUCAUGAACUACUUCGCCGACGGCUUCGCCGUCGCGGAGCGCAUGGCGACGGAGACGCCGGAGCUCUUCGACUCGCUCGCGUCCGCGUCCGUCGCCGUGCGCUUCGAGAACAACGGCGGCGACGGCUCGUCGGCGGUCUGGCACGACGUGCCCCACCUCGAGAUGCUCGAGACGGCCGCGCCGGGCUGCCGCGGCGCCAGGUGCCUCCGGGCCGUGCGCUUCUCGGCCAAGUCGGGCGGCUACGCGCCGCCGCUGCCGCCCGCGGAGCUCGAGACGUUCUACGCGGCGAAGCGGCGCUUCUCCCAGCUCAUCCACGAGCCGGCCAUGACCAUCCGCAUGCAGCUGCGGCGCGGCGACGUCGUCAUCUUCGACAACAAGCGGCUGCUGCACUCGCGGUCCGCGAUCGCGCCCGGCGACGGCGCCCGGUUCGUCCAGGGCUGCUACCUCGACCGCGACGGCAUCGAGUACAAGUGGGAGCGGCUCCGGCGCGCGGCGGCGACGUUCACGGAUUUGGAGACGGCGCCGAAGGCCGACUACGAGCGCAUGGGCGAGCGCUACGGCGCGAUCGACGUCGGCGAGCGGCUGCUCGGCUUGCUGCUCGCGCAAAAGGGCGCGUACCUCGCCCAGCCCGUGGACCUCCUGGAGCACGGGCUGCAGGUCGCGAGCCGCGCGCUCCGCGCGGGCGAGUCCGACGACCUGGUCGUCGCGGGCCUCUUCCACGACGUCACGGAGUCGUUGUCGCCCAAGGGCCACGGCGAGGCCGCGGCGGCGCUCCUCGCGCCCUACGUCGACCGCGACACGCACUGGCUCCUCUUCCACCACGAGGUCUUCCAGGGCUACUACUACUACCACCACUUUGGGGCGGACAAGCACGCGCGCGACCGGCUCUGGUCCGACGAGAGCGCCGACGCGUGGCGGCUCACGGCGCGCUGGUGCCACGACUACGACCAGAAGGCCUUCGACCCGUCCUACCCGUCGCUGCCCGUCGACGCCUUCCGGGGCGCCGUGGCCCGCGUCCUGAGCCGCGAGCCCUACUGGUGGGACCCGGACCACCCGAAGCGCGCGGCCGUGACGGGGUCCGCCUAGGCGCCUGCGCAAGGCGCGCUCCGCUUGCACACCCUAAGGGCGCCUUCUUUC
Molecule: messenger RNA, 1968 nt
Organism: Aureococcus anophagefferens
Lineage: Eukaryota; Pelagophyceae; Pelagomonadales; Pelagomonadaceae
Exons: 4
Coding region: 37-1917 (626 amino acids)
Biological process (GO): carnitine biosynthetic process
Cellular component (GO): mitochondrion
Molecular function (GO): oxidoreductase activity
Source: RefSeq, a predicted model, not a curated record